Messenger RNA from Ustilaginoidea virens, 234 nucleotides. RefSeq lists its product as uncharacterized. Lineage: Eukaryota; Fungi; Ascomycota; Sordariomycetes; Hypocreales; Clavicipitaceae. Bases 1 to 234 code for a protein of 77 amino acids. The record is from RefSeq and is a predicted model, not a curated record. The transcript has a single exon.
AUGCCCUGUCUCCGUGUCCAACUUCCGUCACUUCCGUCACUUCCGUUAGCUUUUGCCGCCACCCCGAUGGCACCCUUCACAACCUUUGUCCGCGGCGCAUUGGCCCUAGCAGAUGGGCCCGAUCCAAUAAAUGGCCCUGGGGAUUAUGGGGCAGCCGGCGCCCUUGUCGACUGGUCAGUGCCAGGUGGUGGUGGUGGUGGUGGUGCUGCUGCUGCUGCUGCUGCUGGCGACUGA